Molecule: messenger RNA, 2451 nt
Organism: Syngnathoides biaculeatus (alligator pipefish)
Lineage: Eukaryota; Metazoa; Chordata; Actinopteri; Syngnathiformes; Syngnathidae
Product: protocadherin beta-15-like
Exons: 1
Coding region: 1-2451 (816 amino acids)
Biological process (GO): homophilic cell-cell adhesion
Cellular component (GO): plasma membrane
Molecular function (GO): calcium ion binding
Source: RefSeq, a predicted model, not a curated record
AUGACGGAUUGGAAAAUGUCUUUGUUUUCCUGGCGCACCUUUUGUUGCCUCGUCCUCGUGUUGCAUUCCGCACACGGCGACGUGAGCUUUUCCCUCCCAGAGGAGAUGAAAGCAGGAUCGGUGAUCGGGAAUUUCGCCAAGGAACUCGGACUGCAGCCGGGCGCGCUGUCCAGCCGGAAAGCGCGCAUCGACGCCGACGGGGGCGGAAAGCGUCACUGUGAUCUCAACGCGGGCAGCGGAGAGCUGCUGGUGGCCGGCAGGAUUGACAGGGAGGAGCUUUGCGGCGACAGGGCUUCGUGUGUCGUGAAACAAGAAGUCGUGCUGGAGAACCCGCUCGAGCUCCAGCGAAUUCAUCUGCGCAUUCAAGACGUAAAUGACAACGCGCCGGUCUUUAACGACCACUUGAUUGGUUUGGAAAUACGGGAGUCAGCCAGCAAGGGAGCUCGUUUUGUGAUAGAAGAGGCCCACGAUGCGGACAUAGGACAAAAUUCUGUGCAGCAGUACAUCCUUCAGAAUAAUAAUCAUUUCGUUGUGGCUGUCAGUGAAAACACAAUAGAGCUUGUUCUUGACAAAGAACUCGACCGUGAACAAAAAGAGGAAAUGAAUUUGCUCCUGACAGCUUUCGAUGGCGGCUCGCCUCCGAAAUCAGGAACGGUCGUCAUCCACGUCACCGUGCUGGAUGCCAACGACAACGCGCCCGUCUUCAGCCGGGCCGUUUAUGAAGCCAGCCUGCCCGAAAACUCUGCUCCGGGUACAAUCGUGAUUCAGGUUAGGGCGACUGAUGCUGAUGAGGGCGUCAACGGGGAUGUGACGUAUGACUUUGGACACGUGACUGAAGAUGUGAAAAAGAUAUUCAGCAUUGACCGUAAACUGGGCACAAUUGCUGUCAUUGGCACUGUUGACUAUGAAUCGAGCACAUCAUUUGAAUUACGUGUGAAGGCCAAAGAUGGACUGGGGCUCUCCUCUUAUGCAAAGGUGAUUAUAUCCAUCACGGAUGUGAAUGACAACAUCCCAGUUAUAAGCAUAAAGUCGCUGACCGAUCCAGUGGCGGAGGACGCGCCCCUCGGCACCGAGGUGGGCAUCAUUCACGUGCAAGACAGAGACUCGGAGCAGAACGGAGAAGUCCACUGCUCCAUCCAACAAGACGUCCCCUUCAAGUUAGUUCCUUCCAUCAAGAACUAUUAUUCUCUGGUGACGAGCGGACAGCUGGACCGCGAACUGGUGUCGCAUUACAACAUCACAAUCGGCGCCAGCGACCAGGGCUCUCCUCCUCUGUCCUCAAGCAAAAGUCUGGGCCUGUCGGUGGCCGACGUCAACGACAACCCGCCCGUGUUCCAGCGAGAGUCCUACAGCGCCUACGUCAGCGAAAAUAACAAAGCCGGCUCGGCCUUGUGUCGGGUAAGCGCUCGAGACCCCGACUGGAGGCAGAACGGCACGGUGAUUUAUUCUCUGCUGGCGGGCGCGGAGGUGAACGGCGCCCCGGCGUCCUCCUACGUAGCGGUGGACGGAGACACGGGGGAGGUCCGCGCCGUGGGCUCCUUGGAUUACGAAGACUUGAGGAGUUUCCGAGUCCACGUGGUGGCCAGAGACAAGGGUUCUCCUCCGCUGAGCAGCAACGUGAGCGUCAGCGUGUGGAUACGGGACGUGAACGACAACUCUCCUCAGAUUCUGUACCCCGCCCCGGACGGCGACUCCUCGGUGACCGAGCUGGUCCCCAAAGCCGCCCAGGGGGGCUCGCUGGUGUCCAAAGUCAUCGCGGUGGACGCCGACUCCGGACAGAACGCCCGGCUGUCCUAUCAUAUCGUCAAGUCCACGGAUCCGGGACUUUUCACGGUGGGGCUCCACAGCGGAGAGAUCAGGACCCGGCGGGACAUUUCCGAAUCUGACGGCAUGAGACAGAACCUGAUGGUGGCGGUGAAAGAUAACGGGCAGCCCCCUCUCUCCGCCACCUGCUCGGUGUAUUUCCUCCUUUCCGACAACUUGUCCGAGCUGCCGCCGGAACUGAAGGACGUUUCUUCCCAGGAGCGUGAGAAGAAUUCCAAAGUCACCUUUUAUCUGCUGGUGGCGCUGGUGUCGGUGUCCACCUUCUUUCUGACCUUCAUGGUGGCGGUCCUGGCCGUGAGCUUUUGUCGCAGGAGAAAGCCCCGACUGUUGUUGGACGGAGCGCUCGCCGUCCCCGGCGCGUAUCUCCCUCCUAAUUACGCAGAUGUGGACGGCACGGCCACUUUACGCAGCGCCUACAACUACGACGCCUACUUGACGACGGGCUCCAGGACCAGCGACUUCAACUUUGUGCGUUCCUACGACGACGACACGCUGCCCGCCGACCGGACCCUCCCCAAGAAUCCCGUCAGCUUCGGCGACGGGCUUUGCGAUUCUUUCGACCCUCUUGAGGUAGGCACGAAUAUUCGCAGCGUAGUGGAUCAUCAUUCCUGUUGCACGGAACAAUAA